AUGGCUGGGUAUGGACCUCUGCGUCUUUUGUGUCGCACAACUGCUGCAUCCGCCAGCGCACAUGCUGAACCCGGUUUUAUUGCAACCCGCAUCGCUGGCGUUGCUACGUGGAGGCAGAUGACCACUCUCGGGACUCCGGGAAGCAAGGAAUCGAUGAAAGAGGAGCUGAAGAAUCGUGCAUGGCCAGACAAAGGCACCACGAUCCAGGAAGGAGCGGAAGACAAGGCCAAGGCUGCCAAGGAGGCAGGUUAUGAGAGAGCAUAUGAAGACGCUUCUGAUAUCUACAAGGCGGAAGGUGUGGGUGGGAAGGUGAAGCAGGCAGGGCAUAUGGUUGCGGAUGCAGCAAAGGGUGUGGGUGAGAUGGCAUCUAAGGUGGCAGACAUGGGCAAAGAAGGCAUGGGUCGCGCUGCUGAAACUGCUAGGGGACUGGCGGGUGCGGCCCCUCCUAAUGCAGAGGAGAGGAGGGAGAAGGUGGAUGCUAUGGGAAAGAGGACUGUUGAGGGUGUUGCAGAUGCUGCUAAGUCUGCUGCUGAAGUGGGCGGACAGAGGGGUGGCUCAUGA
Closterium sp. Naga37s-1 is the source of this 561-nucleotide messenger RNA. NCBI's taxonomy places the organism in Eukaryota, Viridiplantae, Streptophyta, Zygnematophyceae, Desmidiales, Closteriaceae. The record is from the annotation of a GenBank genome assembly.